Messenger RNA from Acanthaster planci (crown-of-thorns starfish), 5177 nucleotides. RefSeq names its product coatomer subunit alpha-like. Gene Ontology annotation, biological process: retrograde vesicle-mediated transport, Golgi to endoplasmic reticulum; intra-Golgi vesicle-mediated transport; endoplasmic reticulum to Golgi vesicle-mediated transport. The record is from RefSeq and is a predicted model, not a curated record. Lineage: Eukaryota; Metazoa; Echinodermata; Asteroidea; Valvatida; Acanthasteridae. Gene Ontology annotation, cellular component: COPI vesicle coat. Gene Ontology annotation, molecular function: protein binding; structural molecule activity.
AAUACCCUUAAUAUUGCAAGUGAACCAGUGGUUGGUACUCGUACGUACGUGUGCGAAAGUGACGUGGCCGUGAAGCCAUAGAUAACUUCUGUCUCGGCUUCCAGUUUCGUCCGUUUUGAAGAAAAAGAACGCAGAUCAAAAUGUUAACCAAGUUUGAAACCAAGUCAGCCAGGGUCAAAGGCCUUUGCUUUCACCCAAACCGUCCUUGGAUCUUGACCAGUCUGCAUAAUGGAACCAUUCAGCUGUGGGAUUACCGAAUGUGUACCAUGCUGGACAAAUUUGACGAACAUGACGGUCCUGUUCGCGGGAUUGGAUUCCAUCAACAGCAGCCUCUCUUUGUCUCCGGCGGAGAUGAUUACAAGAUUAAAGUCUGGAACUACAAGCUGAAGCGAUGUCUGUUCACUCUCCUUGGCCAUUUGGACUACAUCCGGACAACUUCCUUCCAUCACGAAUAUCCAUGGAUUCUGAGUGCAUCUGAUGAUCAAACCAUUAAAAUCUGGAACUGGCAGUCACGAAACUCUAUCGCUACAUUGACAGGGCACAACCAUUAUGUUAUGUGUGCCAACUUCCACCCCAGUGAAGAUCUUGUUGUAUCAGCAUCACUGGAUCAAACUGUUCGAGUCUGGGACAUUGGAGUUCUACGGAAGAAGAACGUUGCCCCUGGGCCUGGUGGAAUUGAGGAACAUGUCAAGUCCAGCAUGACCCCUGACCUCUUUAUGUCUGGUGAUGUUGUAGUCAAACACGUGUUGGAGGGUCAUGAUCGUGGUGUCAACUGGGCCUGCUUCCAUCCCACAAUGCCCUUGAUUGUGUCAGCUGCUGACGACCGUUACGUCAAGCUCUGGAGAAUGAACGAUGCCAAGGCUUGGGAAGUUGACACCUGUCGUGGUCACUACAACAACGUGUCCUGCGUGGUAUUUCACCCCCGUCAAGAGCUCAUCUUGAGCAACUCAGAAGACAAGAGCAUCCGUGUCUGGGACAUGUCCAAGAGGACGUGCCUUCAAACAUUCCGUCGGGAUCACGAUCGUUUCUGGGUCAUCACACCUCAUCCAACCCUUAAUCUCUUUGCUGCAGGACAUGACAGUGGCAUGAUCGUCUUCAAGUUGGAGCGUGAACGCCCUGCCUAUGCCACCCAUGGCAACCUCUUGUUCUACGUCAAGGAGCGUUACCUUCGCAGGCUGGACUUCACCACCUCCAAGGACGUAGCCAUCAUGCAGCUGAGGGGAGGCAGCAAGAGUCCAGUCUACAGCAUGGCCUACAAUCCUGCCGAGAAUGCUGUGCUCAUUUGCACUCGGACCAGCAACAUUGACAACAGCACUUACGAUCUGUACCAGGUCCCAAAGGAUGUCGACAAGCAGAACCCAGAUGCUCCUGAGGGUAAGAGAUCGUCUGGCCUGACUGCCAUUUGGGUUGCUAGGAACCGGUUUGCCGUCAUGGACAGGACCCAUGCAGUCAUCAUCAAAAACCUGAAGAAUGAAGUAACCAAGAAAGUGCAGACUCCAACUUGUGACGAGAUCAUGUAUGCAGGUACUGGCAUGUUGCUGCUACGUGACAAUGACACCGUCACCAUGUUUGAUGUGCAGCAGAAACGCUCAUUGGGUUCGGUGCGCAUACCCAAGGUACGAUACGCCGUCUGGUCAGCUGACAUGUCGCACGUGGCCCUGUUGGGAAAACAUACCCUUGGAAUCUGCAAUCGUAAGCUAGACAGCCUCUGCACCAUCCAUGAGAACAUCCGUGUCAAGAGCGGGGCGUGGGAUGAGAGUGGUGUCUUCAUCUACACCACCAGCAACCACAUCAAAUAUGCCAUCAGUAACGGAGACCACGGCAUUAUCCGUACCCUCGAUGUUCCCAUCUACAUCACCCGGGUCAAAGGUCAGAAUGUGCACUGCCUGGACCGUGAAUGUCGCCCUCGUAUCCUUAACAUUGACCCGACGGAGUACAAGUUCAAGCUGGCCCUGAUUCACCGAAAGUACGAUGAAGUACUUCACAUGGUCCGUACUGCCAAACUAGUUGGCCAGUCCAUCAUUGCUUACCUACAGAAGAAGGGAUACCCAGAGGUUGCCCUGCAUUUUGUCAAGGAGGAGAAGACUCGUUUUGCCCUGGCUUUGGAGUGCGGCAACAUCGAGGUCGCUUUAGAGGCCGCCAGGGCACUGGAUGACAAGAAUUGCUGGGAGAAGCUCGGAGAGGCAGCUCUCUUACAAGGCAAUCAUCAGGUGGUGGAGAUGGCCUACCAGCGAACCAAGAACUUUGACAAGCUAUCCUUCCUGUAUCUGAUAACUGGUAACUUGGAGAAGCUGCGCAAGAUGAUGAAAAUUGCUGAGAUACGUAAGGAUACCAGUGGUCAGUACCAGUGUGCCAUGUAUCUUGGAGACGUCAGUGAAAGGGUCAAGAUUCUCAAAACCUGCGGACAGAAGGCUCUUGCCUAUCUGACUGCAGCCACUCACGGCUUGACGGAGGAAGCUGAGGAACUGAAAGAAGGAUUUGAUGAGGAUGAGAGAGUUCCAGAGGUGAACCCCAACGCUGUUCUUCUGCAACCCCCUCCUCCCAUAAUGCAAUCAGAGGACAACUGGCCUCUCCUGACCAUGUCUAAGGGGUUCUUUGAAGGGGCCAUGUCCAGAGGGAAAGGUGGAGCUUCCAUGGCGGCUGAGGUGGAAAUGGAGGCGGAGGAAGAUGGCGGAUGGGGUGAUGACGCAGAGCUGGUCUUAGAUGGUGGUGAUGAGUUUGGGGAAGAUGUUGCUAUUGGAGGUGGAGAUGAUGAUGAAGGAGGUUGGGAUGUAGGAGAUGAUGACCUAGAGCUCCCCGCCGACCUGGAGGUUGCUGGUGGUCCCAUGGCUGGCGCUGGAGAGGAGGGAUAUUUCCUUCCACCAGUGAAGGGUACCAGUCAGACUCAAGUCUGGUGCAACAAUUCUUCCUUGCCUGUGGAUCACGUACUGGGUGGCUCCUUUGAGACUGCUACAAGGCUCUUGCAUGAGCAAAUUGGCGUGGUAGACUUCACUCCAUAUAAGACGCUAUUUAUGCAGACAUAUGCCAGAGCACGAACAGCCUACCUUGGCCUGCCUGCCCUCCCUCCGCUAAUGGGCUACCCUCAUCGCAACUGGAGGGAUGCAGGGGCCCGUGGUGGUCAAGCUGCCGUUGGGUUGAGGCUCAGCCAUCUUGUCCAGAGACUACAGGCCGCCUACCAACUGACCAUGCAGGGCAAGUUUGCUCCGGCUGUGGAUCUCUUCAGAGGCAUCUUACUGAGUGUCCCCUUGCUGGUGGUCGAAAACAAGCAGGAAAUCGCUGAGGCCCAACAACUGAUUACAAUCUGCCGAGAGUACAUCCUAGGUCUGUCCAUGGAGAUCUUUCGCAAGGAGCAGCCCAAAGGAACUCUGGACGAACAGAAGAGGAACUGCGAGCUGGCAGCAUAUUUCACUCACUGCAACCUGCAGCCUGUUCACCAGAUCCUGACGCUGCGUACUGCCCUCAACCUCUUCUUUAAGCUUAAAAACUUCAAGACGGCUGCAUCCUUCGCUCGUCGACUUCUGGAGCUUGGACCCAAGCCGGAUGUUGCCACUCAGACAAGGAAGAUCCUGGUUGCUUGUGAGAAGAAUCUGACUGAUGCCCACAAACUGAACUACGAUGAACACAACCCUUUUGAUGUGUGUGGUGCCACCUACAAGCCUAUCUACAGGGGGAAACCAGUUGAGAAGUGCCCACUGAGUGGAACCUGCUACAUGCCAGAGUUCAAGGGGUCAAUAUGCCGGGUCACCCAGGUCACUGAGAUUGGAAAGGAUUGUAUCGGGCUCAGGAUAAGCCCUUUACAAUUCCGCUGAACAGCUAACAAGAAUCACUGAUACAAAAAUCACCAAAAUGCAAAGAGGGGGAAAAUGUAAAGACUGUAUUAACGACUUUGAUGGGGACUUGUAAUUUGUGUAGUCGUCCUUUGGUGUUCGUAAUCUAUUCAGUGGCAGUCAACUUCCAAAACAAAAAUCUCUGACGGGGUUUCAGUGAGGAAGUAGUCGACAUACAAGAGCUUUGUCAGUAAGUGGACCCCAACAGGACACUUGCAGACCCUUGUUGGCUUUAUAGGCUUGAUAUAAAAUACUGCACUUAAUUAUCUUGAAAGGAUAAGGGAGACAGGCUGUUUGUCUAGAGCUUCUUGCAUACACUGUUGCAUUGGUCUGUUGAAUGCUAUAGCACCCUAUAAGAAAAUAAAAAUACAGUUGAACCUUGUUACUAAGAGGUCUUUUGGACUUGCAAAUUACCUUGUUACAACAGGAACCUUGUAUUAUCAGGAAUGAAAAUAAUGAAAAAACCCGAGGAUUGGGACCUGACAAUGUCCUUGUAAGCUGAAGCUUAUAUUGACAGUGCGCUUAUUAACAAGGUACGACUGUAUUGUCUAAAUAUAACACAUGGCCUUGCAUCUCUUAUGUAGGACACAUAGCGCCCUCUAUCGUUCUAGCACAGACCCAUUGACAGUGUUACCAGAUUUGGUAAAAUGUUGCCACAGUUUGGAGAAUAUGUCCAAUGUGGCAUAUGUAUGAAAUUUUUUUUCCUUUCUUGCUGUUUCAAGGUACUUGUCAUUAAGCUUUAUUAUAAUUAUGUUACUGUAAUGUAACAUGAACUUUGUUUUAUGAAGCACAAGGGUAAAAUCAGAGAACUUGUCAUUGAAAUUUUAAAAGCCUCUGAAUUGUUUCUUUUAGUAUUAGUGAGUAAAAAUUGUAGCUCUGAGGAACAUGUACCUGUAAUAUCUAUUAACAUUGCAGAAUGUACUUUUGGUUUCAGCUAUCAGAAACUUUCUUAAUUUGCCUUCAAAAAAAUGUUUACGUGUUCAAUUGUUUCACACAAACUCGUUUGUAAAAUACAAAGGAUAAUUCCUGCCUGUUUUGCUCAGAUAUUCCUGUAGUAUUGCUUAUUACUGUCCAUCAUCACUCGCCAAUGUGGACUUGGAUAUACUGAUGAUUUUUUGUUUUGUUUUUUGGGUUACGGAUACUGAGACGACAGUGUUAACAGUUGCAGUGUUCAUGUUGAGCAGUAAUGUGGGAGAGUUCUAACUCCUGUGAAGUUUAGAAAUUUUGGAGUUUUGCCUGUUUAUGCACUCCCAAUGGCUUAAUAUUAUUUUUUCAUUCCUUAAACUGUUAAUGUAAUCCUGGGUAAGCUGAAAGUCAAAUAAAAUAAAUGAUUUAAUGUACUAGAAAAAA